Molecule: messenger RNA, 1572 nt
Organism: Angiostrongylus costaricensis
Lineage: Eukaryota; Metazoa; Nematoda; Chromadorea; Rhabditida; Metastrongylidae
Source: the annotation of a GenBank genome assembly
AUGACUGAACAGCAAGGCACCGAUAAAGCGUUUAAACGGUUGAAGUUUAGAGAUCAGAAACAAGGAGACGAUGCUGUUAAGGACUGUGAUAUUAGUAAUAGUAGGAGUAUCGGGAUCACAGCGUUCGCCGAGGAGAUUAAUUCAUAUAACCCCGAAUUCGGCGCCUUCAUUGGCGAGCUGUCAAAUUUGGCAUAUGGUGAAGUACGUGGAAAGGUCUACGUUGUGAACGAGACGACGUUUCAAAUCAUCAAUUUCACCUAUAAUGGAAAGGCUCCCGAUCUUUACUUCUGGAUGGAUCGCAAGGAGAAUCCGACAAGAGAUGGAGUUAAGAUACCAUCUCUUGAAUACGGAGUCACUCCUCUCGGAAAAUACGACAAUGUUGAGCGAGUUGUUCUUAUGUUGCCUCGACGGCAUAAAUUCACCAACUUUAAAAGUUUCUCACUUUUCUGCUACAAAUACGAGCAUAAUUACGGAUCCGUCCUCAUUCCUGAGAAUCUCAUCAUUCCACGUCCGCAGUUCUUAGCCAGUGAAUUAAAGGGCAGCCGAUAUUCUGUUGGAUCAGGUCCAAUUCUGAUCAUGGAUAAAAGAACAAUAAAAAUUUUCGGAUUCACAUUCGACGGUGAUAAAGCGCCAGAUGGAUAUUUCUUCGUUGGACGUGGACCGAAUGUAGCUCAUGAUGCCGGGGUAAAGGUACCGAUACGCGGUCGUGAUACACCUGAACUGAUCACAGCUAUGAAUGAACGAUAUCGAGGCGGGCAGGACAUCAUCAUUGAUCUUCCACCUGAUUACGAUAUUCACCAUGUGGACUGGUUGUCCGUCUACUGUUACAAAUUCCGUGUCGAUUUCGGUCAUGUAGCGAUUUCAAAUAUUUCAUCAAGGAUUCCGCCAUACGUCCCACCGCAGAAAAGAUCGAAUGAUAUUGCAACAACAGUUGGUGCUUGGCCAGUGACGUCGCUACUCGGCAAUGAAAAUCGACGAAACUUCACUUUCCAACUUGGUGUUCCGGGUGGAAAAAAAGGAUAUCAAUCUAUGACCCAUGCUCGACCGGCGAAAUAUGUGUGGUAUGUCAAUGGCAUGCUGGCCGAUAUCUACCUGAAACGCGGUGUUACAUAUACUUUCAUAGUCGAAGGUGGUUCUGACAAAUCUACGUCAGACUUCUUCAAUCCGCUUUAUGUUUCUGACGACCAGUUUGGUGGCUACGGCAAGUUAAGCAAUGAGGAGAAGGAGCAAGUGUCAGUGUUUUCUGGAUCUGAUCCAUCGCGUGCAGCCGGUCGACUAUGCAUUUGGUCAAAUGACGAAAACACGGAUCCUGACCAGUUUUCCUCAUUCACAGAGUUUCGAAAAACCUUACGCUUGAAGUGUGAAGGAGAUAAAAGCUACUCAAACUACAAUAUGGGUUCGAAAAUUCAUAUCGUAAACGAAUUACCAACAACAAUCGCCGAUAUAAAGGAAGAGCCGUACAUUUAUGAACAAUGGUUGCGGACGCAGAAAAUAAAAGAACGUCAAACUUCGUCGACGGCACGGUUCUGCUGCACGCUCAUUUAUGCGCUUCUUUCGAUCAUUCUGUUCUGA